Messenger RNA from Theobroma umbraticum, 701 nucleotides. RefSeq names its product V-type proton ATPase subunit G1-like. Gene Ontology annotation, molecular function: proton-transporting ATPase activity, rotational mechanism; ATP hydrolysis activity. The record is from RefSeq and is a predicted model, not a curated record. NCBI's taxonomy places the organism in Eukaryota, Viridiplantae, Streptophyta, Magnoliopsida, Malvales, Malvaceae. Gene Ontology annotation, cellular component: vacuolar proton-transporting V-type ATPase complex; vacuolar proton-transporting V-type ATPase, V1 domain. Gene Ontology annotation, biological process: proton transmembrane transport.
AGGCAUUUGAUAAACUCAAUUAUUCUUUUCUUUUUUGGGAUUUUGAAUCUCUAUUGAAUAAGCAGGGAACGCCACCCCCUCAAUUUUCUCGUUAAAUCUCAACCAAAAACACCGGUUCUUUUGAGUACCCGUAACAAAAUUCAGCAAGUAUGGAAGCCAGCAGGGGGCAGAACGGUAUUCAACAGCUGCUAGCUGCAGAACAAGAAGCUCAGCACAUUGUCAAUACAGCAAGAAAUGCAAAAAUGGCUAGACUAAAACAGGCCAAGGAAGAGGCAGAGAAAGAGAUUACUGAAUUUCGUGCUCAAGCAGAGUAUGAGUUUCAGAAGAAGGUAGCAGAGAGUAGUGGAGACUCAGGGGCCAAUGUGAAGCGGCUUGAGCUAGAAACAGAUGCAAAGAUCAAUCACUUGAAGAAUGAAGCUGCACGGAUAUCACACGAUGUUGUACAGAUGCUUUUGAAGCAUGUCACAACUGUGAGGAACUAGGACAUUCCAUCUGAAGGUUUAAUUGUCUACUGCCUUCAUGCCUGUAUUUUAAUGUCAAAACAUUGAGCUCAUGUUUGGCUACAAUUUAAUGUCAUUAUUUCAAACAUGUAUUGGUUGAUCAUUUCCUGUUCUGAAAUAAAGUUCGAUGUGUGCACCAUGACAUCAUUUCUCUUUAUAUUUAUUAAUGGAAAACAAUUAUCACAUAGGUUUUCCAAAUCA